This is a messenger RNA of Rotaria sordida, 1113 nucleotides long. NCBI's taxonomy places the organism in Eukaryota, Metazoa, Rotifera, Eurotatoria, Philodinida, Philodinidae. The record is from the annotation of a GenBank genome assembly.
AUGAAAUUUUGUGAUGUAGGUAUUGAUGAUAUUAUUUCUGGUGGCAGGUAUCAAUUGAUUCAUGAAGCAUCGAACAAGGCUCUGGAUAUCCAUGGUGAAGGUACACAUGAUGGCACCAAUGUUGAGAUCUUUACCAAUCACGGAGGCAAGAAUCAACUCUGGGUUAUCCAUGAAAAUCAAGAUGGAACUGUUAAAUUGAUUAAUCCACACAGUGGAAAGGCAUUGGACGUGUUCGGAGGACAGACUUCAGAUGGAACUAAUGUCCAAAUUUGGACAGACAAUGAAUCAAAUGCACAAAGGUGGCGUCUGAAAUCAGUCGGAGAUGGAAUAUAUAAGCUGAUUCAUGCGUUCUCUGGCAAGGCUCUAGAUGUCACAGGUGGUGAAACAUCCGAUGGAACGAAUGUUCAAAUUUGGACAGAAAAUUAUUCGUGGGCUCAAAAAUGGCGACUAAUUCAGUUUCAUGGAAGUGAAAAACCAUUAUUUCAUGGCAUGGAUACAGUAGAAAAGAAAAUAUUUAUGCUUAUUAAUAGUCAUCGUCAAGAACAUGGCUUACCAUUACUUGAACCAUCUGUUAAUCUUGCUAAUGUUGCUCAUACACAUGCUGUUGACGUUGUUGAAAAUAGCCCGGAUGUUAACGGUGGUAAUCUGCAUAGUUGGAGCAAUAAAGGAAAAUGGAGACCAGUUACAUACACACCUGAUCAUAAAUAUGCUCAUUUAAUGUGGAGUAAACCAUCUGAAAUAAGUAAUUAUAAGGGUGCGGGUUAUGAAAUAUCAAUGGGGUAUGGGCAUAAUGUAAGAAAAAUAAUGACAAUGGAUCCAAAUGCAACUGUCGAUGGUUGGAAAAGAAGUUCAGGACAUAAUGCUGUGAUGAUCCAACAAGGUGCGUUUAGCACUAUGCAAAUAAAAGUAAUGGGUGCCGGUGUUUAUAAAGGAUAUGCAUGUGUUUUACAUGAAAAAUAUGUCUAUGUAAUUCUUCAUCAAGCACGUACUACACUUACAACAUUACCAAAUAUUAAUCGUAUUGACUUAUCUAAUUUACAUCAUAUAUUUAUUAUUGUUGACCUUCAUGGACAAUUAGCUGGUUUAUUACAUAUAUUAAGUGCGUUAGCUUAA